Molecule: messenger RNA, 2743 nt
Organism: Suillus paluster
Lineage: Eukaryota; Fungi; Basidiomycota; Agaricomycetes; Boletales; Suillaceae
Product: pyridoxal phosphate-dependent transferase
Exons: 7
Coding region: 14-2533 (839 amino acids)
Cellular component (GO): mitochondrial matrix
Molecular function (GO): transaminase activity; pyridoxal phosphate binding; identical protein binding
Source: RefSeq, a predicted model, not a curated record
UCUCUGGAACGCCAUGUACAACGGAAUCGGAUUAACGACCCCUCGUGGAAGUGGCACAAAUGGCUAUGUUAUGCGCAACCUCUCGACACUUCGUGUGCACGAGACCGCCGCAGACCGAGCUGCUGCCUGGGAUGUAGCCCCCCCAAAGCACAGAGAACCAGACGAGGCCAUUUUGGAACACGAGAGAAAACGAAAGGUUGAAAUCAAGUGUCUGGAGCUGCAACUGCAGCUAGAGGACGAUGGCCUGGAUGAAGCAACCAUCACCACGCGAGUUGAAGAACUUCGCACGACUUUGAACAAGGAUUUAGCAUCACUCGCUCCAUCUGUGAAAAAAUUGAAACCAUCUGACACGCAUGGCAUUGCAGCCGCCAAAAAGGCCGAACUUGACAAAAUGGCCAGAGCACUUGGCACGAGAAGUAACUACACGGAGGGUGAGGCAUUUGACCGAGAAAAACAGGAGGAAAACAAAAUGCGUCGUAUGGUCGAGCGAGAGGAACGCGACAGGAAGCGUGAGGAAGAAAGGUCGAAAGUGAUGGAACAAAAGCAGAAGUGGGAGGCAGAGAGGAGGGAGCGUGAUCGCCUGCGUCGGAGGGAGGAAGAUAGGAUAAGGAAAGAGAGGGAAGAGACCAGCCGAAGGAAGGAGAGAAUGCCGCCCCCUCCCGUGCCUGCCUUCAGGGAUCGGCCCAGAGACUACCGUGGUGAGCGUGACCGCAGGAGCCGAAGCCCGCGACGUGAAAGAGACGUUCGACGCCGCAGGUCACCUUCUCGGUCUCCUCCACCUCGUCGACGGUCUCCCUCUCCUGUACAGUCCAAAUUACGAUCCCGUUCCCCGGAGCGAACGGGCUAUCGGCGUUCUGGGUCUAUAACACCACCAUCGAGGCGAUCGCCACCCUCCAUUAUUCCUAACCGGUUACGUGAGCAUUCAGAAUCGCCUCCUCGUCGUGGCCAUGAGCGUUCAAAAUCGCCUCCUCGUCGUGGCCGCGACCGCUCAGAAUCGCCGCCCCGCCGACGUGGACGGGAUCGCUCAGACUCUCCACCUCGGCAAGUCCGAGAGCUCUCACCUCCUCCCCGUAAUGGACCAGAGCAAGAUCGUGGGAGGAAUGUCUCUCGAUCACCGCGACCGAUAGGACGCGGUCGUUCAGCUUCUUCAGAUUCGUCUAUGUCUCUCCCGACGUCCCCCAGUACACGCUACUUGAAGCCUACAUAUGACUUUUCUGCACAUACACAAUCGUCUGCAACCAAAAGUACUAUAGCGCUUGGUGAUGAAUACCUCCUUCCUGUCUACGCGCGCCCUCCGUUCGUGCUGUCGCAUGGACGUGGUAGCUGGGUCUGGGAUGCAGAGGGCCGAAAAUUUCUUGAUUUUAGCGCGGGCAUCGCCGUGAAUGCAUUGGGACAUGCGGAUCCAGGUGUAUCAGAGGUGCUACAGCAGCAAUCAUCCACCCUGCUCCAUACCUCAAAUGUAUACUACAAUAAGUGGGCUCCAAAGCUGGCGGAGCUUUUGGUGACGCUCACUCAAAAAGAAGGGGGACUAGGUUACGCCACUUCCCCAUCUUCAUCAACCGCUAAGAACGGGGCCAAAGUUUUCUUCGCUAACUCUGGCACGGAAGCGAACGAAGGCGCACUGAAGAUAGCCCGCAAAGUCGGAAAAGACCGCUGGGCCGCGACUACUGGUGGAAAGGCCGACGAUCCAUCGUGUCCUAAAACGCAUAUCGUAUGCUUUGAGAACUCAUUCCAUGGUCGGAGUAUGGGUGCUUUAAGCGUCACAUCAACGGAAAAAUACCAACUACCUUUCCGACCAUUGAUACCCGGGGUCAGCACUGGCAAGCUCAAUGAUCUAGAUUGCCUAGAUAGGCUUAUCACUGAUGAUACCUGCGUGGUUAUUGUCGAGCCCAUACAAGGAGAGGGAGGCGCCACUGCCGCAACCGAAAAAUGGCUGAGGGCACUCCGAAAACGCUGUGACGAGACGGGAACGGUCUUGAUCUAUGAUGAGAUUCAAUGCGGCCUGUACAGGACAGGGAAUCUUUGGGCGCAUUCGGCACUGCCGAUUGAUUGCCAUCCUGAUAUCAUCACGAUGGCGAAGCCGCUCGCCAACGGUUAUCCAAUUGGUGCCGUGUUACUUCGUGAUAGCGUUGCGUCUACAAUGACUGCGGGCACUCAUGGUACGACGUUUGGAGGGUCACCCACGGCCUGUGCAGUUGGACAUCAUGUUCUGAAUCGCCUGAGCGAUCGUGCCUUCGUUGCCCAUAUGAAGGAGAUUAGCGCGCACAUGAACAGCCGGCUCGAACUUUUGCCGGAAUGGUUCCCAGCCAUGUUACAGCCUCACGUGCGCGGUCGUGGUUUCAUCCGAGGUCUUGGAUUCAUUGAUGCCUCGCACCCCGGAGAGGUGGUACAGUUGGCGCGAGAGCGUGGAGUGUUCCUACUGACUGCUGGGAAAGACGCGGUGCGUUUUGUACCCUCUCUAAAUGUUACAAAGGAAGAAGUGGAUGUAGCUAUGGACGUGCUCGAAGGGUGCCUGUCUUCUUUGCGGGGUUAAGUAGUUCCAUACUUGCAGUUACUUACUUAGUCGGUGGCUGUCAGUGGUUACAUUUCACCUGCACAUAAUUUCCACGGACGAGGCCACGGGAUUGCAAGCCAGUGUCCCAGGUAAACUUCAGUCUCACUGUUUGUGUCUUGCUGUUCACUCUUGCCCUUCCCCAAAAAUUCUCCUGUGUCCUGUGUCCUAUUUUCUCAGAACUAAAACAAA